This is a messenger RNA of Trichoderma virens Gv29-8, 1305 nucleotides long. RefSeq lists its product as uncharacterized. Gene Ontology annotation, molecular function: nucleotide binding. The transcript has 9 exons. The coding region runs from base 1 to 1305 and encodes 434 amino acids. NCBI's taxonomy places the organism in Eukaryota, Fungi, Ascomycota, Sordariomycetes, Hypocreales, Hypocreaceae. The record is from RefSeq and is a predicted model, not a curated record.
AUGGCCGCCUCUCCAGUAACUCUGUUAAUACUCGGUGCCGGCAACCGUGGCCGUGCAUACGCCAAGUAUGCGCGGGACAACCCCAAUCUCGCCAAGGUUAUCGCUGUUGCUGAGCCGCGCCCGGAACGUAGGCGGGUUUUCGCUAAGCCUCAUCAUAUCCCGGAUGAGAUGCAAUUCGCUGAUUGGAAGGAGCCACUCUCAAGGGGUAAGAUUGCCGAUGCAGUCAUCAUCGCUAUAUUAGAUAACUUGCAUGUCGAAGCUGUCGCGGAAUACUCCAAGCAAGGAUAUCACAUCCUCUGCGAGAAACCUAUGGCAACAAAUGUUGCCGACUGUAUCAAGAUGUUCCGAGAAAUCACCAGCCUACCUAUUCCAAAGGUGUUUGGCGUUGCUCACGUGCUGCGAUAUUCGCCCUAUAACCAAGCCAUUAAGGAAGUUAUUGACUCUGGCGCAAUCGGCGAGAUUAUUAAUAUUCAGCAUAUUGAGCCAGUAGGAAGUCGACAUUUUGUGCACUCAUAUGUCCGAGGAAACUGGCACAAAGAAGCAGAUUCCACUUUUGCUCUUAUGGCAAAAUGCUGCCACGACAUCGAUAUUCUCUCUUUCUAUCUCUCGGGCUUGAAGCCUUUGAAGGUCCAUUCGUUUGGGUCUCUUUCGCAUUUCAAGAAGUCAAAAAAGCCAAUUGAAGCGGGCGAUGCAAUAAGCUGCCUUGACUGCCCAUAUGAGUCUCAGUGUGCUUGGAGCGCUAAGAAGAUAUACUUGGAGACCCUAGGACGAGAAGUGAAGCAGUAUUCGCAAAAGAUAGUCGACGCGGAAAUACCCGAUAUUGAGAAUGUCACCGCAGUUCUGAAAUCAACUGCAUAUGGAAAAUGCGUUUAUGAAUGCGACAACGAUGUAGUUGAUCACCAAGUCGUCAACAUUGAGUAUGAAGGUGGCGUUACUGCUAGCAUGACUAUGUCAGCCUUUACUGAAAGUGAAUGUUAUCGCGGCACUCGUAUUCAAGGAACUAAAGGAGAACUAAUCGGAGACAUGAUAACAUUUGACGUUUUUGACUUUGCCGACCGCACAUCAAAGCAUUUUGCUCCAAGGCAGGAUGGUGGAAACCAUGGUGGUGGGGAUAAAGGAAUCUCGGAGGCUUUUGUGGCCUCAGUUGCGAACAACAGCCAAGUAGAGCUCAGAGUGACGCCUCAAGAAAUAUUGGAUUCUCAUCUUUUAGUUUUUGCAGCCGAAAAAUCACGACGAGAGGAACAAGUUAUCAAUUUCAGUCAGUUUGAAGAGGACUGCAUGUUGGGUAAGGAUGUUGGAUUUUAG